This is a messenger RNA of Coprinopsis cinerea okayama7#130, 762 nucleotides long. RefSeq lists its product as hypothetical. The record is from RefSeq and is a predicted model, not a curated record. Bases 1 to 762 code for a protein of 253 amino acids. The transcript is spliced from 2 exons. Lineage: Eukaryota; Fungi; Basidiomycota; Agaricomycetes; Agaricales; Psathyrellaceae.
AUGUCGCAUUUGACGGCUGAGACCUCCAGUGUCGAGUCGAAAGUCUGUUCUGGAUGUCGGAACGUCGUGUACUGCAGCGAGGGAUGUCAGAUUGCCGAUUGGGUCCAUCGACACCACUACGAGUGCGACGGGAUGCGGCACCAGCGACUUGCCCGCGUCGAAGAUGGGCUGGACUACACACCCAAGCUCCGGCACUUGCACACCCGCUUCACAUGGAUGUACUUCCUUCGAGCCGCGUCCUCACUUGAAGAGCACUACCACCGACUCCGGAAUAUCUCGUCCAUCCAAGAUAGUACCUCCUCCACCCAGAACACCAAUAGCUACUCUGGCACCCCCAGCCCCACCUCAGAAUUCAUCGCCGUCCUCGACACGACCAUGAACCUCCUCAACGCGCCUGCUAUCCCGGCGCUCUCCUCCAUCAGAGUCGUAGACCUCGACGUGUACGCGGAGAGGAGGAAGGUUGCGACGGUGGAGGGGUGCGUGUUUGGGGAGGCGAGGUGUAAGGCGUUGGUGGAUGAUGUGAGGAGGGAGGGGAGGUCGGAGAACGACAAGGACAAGUGCUUCAGCUUGGACGACUCGCGCUACCAAAACAGACAAUCCGCCGCCGACUCGGACGACCACUGUAACUACCGCCUCAUCGAAUCCAUCUUCACGUACAACCACCAAUGGCGUAUCUGCGUCCUCGCGGAAAUGAGGAGGGGGUACCCGCCGUAUGAUGUGACGGUGUGGGUGCCUGGGAGGAGUUUUGUGAGGUUUGAGUGA